AUGACUGGGCAGCCUGAGGAGUGGGGUGACGCCAAGGGCGGUAGCAGCAGGCGCUCAGCCCAAGGAGGGGCCCUUUGGCGACGGGGUGGGGGCAUCCUGCAGAGGCCCCCCCCCCGCAACCUCCCGCGGGCUUCCUCUGCGCCCCAAGAAUGGAUUGCGGAGCCCCGCGGGAACCAGAGGCCCGCUGCACCCCUACUGCCUCCUGCUGUCUCCGAGUGCGGUCCUACGCCUGAUGCGGGCUCCGAUCUCGGGGACACCCCCAGGCACCUGCGCACCGGGGGCGGGGCCGGGGAUGGGCUUCCCCCAGCACCGGGUCCCGCCGGAGCCAGGGCUGGCGGAGCGCCCCCUCCGGGCCGGAGGCGGAAGGCCGCGCCCCCUGUCCCAGGCCGCGGCCCCGGCCGGCCCCCAGGCCACGCCCCCGGGCCCCAGGCCACGCCCCUAUCCCUAGGCCUGGGGCCUGCUGAAGGCCACGCCCCAGUCAGGCCACGCUCCCUAGACUCCAGGCCACGCCCCUAUCCCCUGGCCAAGGGCCUGGUGAAGGCCCCGCCCUGUCGGGCCACGCCCCUUCGAGGCCACGCCCCCUGCCCCUGCCACCUCGCGGGGGGCGCCGGACGAGGCUCGCCGCGCGCCACCGGUCUGGCUCGCAGCCGGCCGGCCUCGCUAGUCCUACAACACUGCCGGGGCGCGGGGAAGGAGCGACAGGAGCGCAGGGACCCGCUGCCGCUGUCCUCCGCGCGCCUCCCCGGCCCCCCUACACCUCUCCCCCCGCCCCAUGCACUGACCCCCAGGCUCCUGGGGAGGGGUGCGGGCCCUGGCGGCCCUCCAGGACCGGCUCCCCCUGGUUGA
This is a messenger RNA of Perognathus longimembris pacificus (Pacific pocket mouse), 846 nucleotides long. Its product is annotated as basic proline-rich protein-like. The record is from RefSeq and is a predicted model, not a curated record. The transcript has 2 exons. The coding region runs from base 1 to 846 and encodes 281 amino acids. NCBI's taxonomy places the organism in Eukaryota, Metazoa, Chordata, Mammalia, Rodentia, Heteromyidae.